AUGGCGGACCUCAUCCACAAGCUCAAGCACGGCGGUGGCCACAUCAAGGAAGGCUCCGCCCUUAAGUCUGGCAUCCUGUUGAAAGAGAACAACCCCGAACAGGGAACGAUCAAGCUGGGUGAUCUUGUCGGCCGAAAUCUCAUCAUCGGAAUUCCAGGCGCAUUCACCCCGCCCUGCUCCAGCCACGUGCCAGGCUAUGUCCAGCACUAUGAUGCAUUUGUCCAGAAGGGUAUUAAGGACAUCUACGUUGUAGCAGUGAACGACGCCUUCGUGACGAUGGCGUGGAAGGAGAAGCUCGGCGCAUCCGCCAGCCAGGUGCACUUCCUCGCUGACGACGACGGAUCCUUUACCUCUGAGGUCGGCAUGCUCUUCGACGCAAAGGGACUGCUCGGCAACAAGCGCAGCAAGCGCUACGUGCUCGUCGUCGACGAUGGCAUUGUUAAGCACGUCUUUGUCGAGAGCGAAGUUGCGAACGUCGAGGUCACCAAGGCCGAGAACGUGCUCGGCAAGAUCUGA
Tilletiaria anomala UBC 951 is the source of this 516-nucleotide messenger RNA. RefSeq names its product Redoxin. Lineage: Eukaryota; Fungi; Basidiomycota; Exobasidiomycetes; Georgefischeriales; Tilletiariaceae. The transcript has 2 exons. Bases 1 to 516 code for a protein of 171 amino acids. Gene Ontology annotation, cellular component: peroxisome; cytosol; mitochondrion. Gene Ontology annotation, biological process: cellular response to oxidative stress; cell redox homeostasis; hydrogen peroxide catabolic process. Gene Ontology annotation, molecular function: thioredoxin peroxidase activity. The record is from RefSeq and is a predicted model, not a curated record.